AAUUAUGAACAGGCACUAUCCAAGUCGUACUAACAUAGCUAAACGGGUUUUAUUUACAGACAGCUCAAAUGUCUCGACUCGUGAAGAAAUCGCCAUCUGUUUGCACGGAUUUACCUUUGGACAACACAGAUAUCUACAACAAGCUUGGCUUUCUGAAGCAGCUUGUCAGGUCGUGUUACGGUCCCACUGGGAGAUUGAAACUAAUCCAUAACAGCGUGGGUGGCCCGAUGGUCACCACCUCAACCUCAUCACCUCUACUGACGGCGGUUACGUCCUCUCAGCCUUUCAUCAACCUCAUCAAAAGCUCCAUUCUCGGUCACGUUCGUCGUUUCAGUGACUGUGGGUUGUUUGCUGCCAUUUUAGUUUUGUCUCUUAUUGAACAAGCGAAGCUCCGUGGUCUCAGAGCAGAUACAGCUGUCAAAGUCUACAGCCAUCUACUGGGUUUGUGCACCGCUUAUCUUCACCAAGAAGACUGCAGCUGCAAGGUGAAGAUCGAUUUCUGCAGCAGCCAGACGCUGAUCGCAUUAAGUCGCAGUGUUAUCCUCAGCAAACCAGCCUGUGUGCUGUCUCAGAUCGAGGCAGUGCAUAUCGUCAAACUGGCUGUGCAGGCUUUCUUACUGACUGUGCCAUGUGACAGCCCAGGUACAGUCAGUCUUGGGUGCACAGUGACCAUCUCUGUUGAAGGCCAUUCCCUGCUGGAUUCUGCAGUGUUUUCCGGUUUGCUUUUGGACAUUUCUGAUGUAUUUUACCUUGGCGAGAUAGAUCAUCCUCAUCCGACUCCCCUGCGGGUUGCGGUGUUCAGUGUGUCCCUGGCUGGGGACCUUUCUGAGUUAGGAGAUGGGAUCAUUGAGGUGCACCCAGGUGUAGACAUAGAUUCACAGAUCCUGGAUCAGCUGUUGGAGCUUGGAAAACGUGUGGUUAAAGAUGAGGUGAAGCUCUAUUGUCAGAAGGUCAUCCAUCCGGUCCUGCAGCAAUACCUGAGGAGUCACGGGGUCAUAGUCAUAGAAAGAGUGGGGAUCACUCUCAUGGAGCCACUUGCUCAGCUGACGGGUGCUCAUCCCACGGCCACAGUACAUACCACAAUCCCACAUGAAGCUUAUGGGAAAGUGAGCGAUCUUAGAAUUCGGCAGUUUGGAUCCAAGACCAUGGUGCAUUUGUAUCCUGUUGGACAGUCAGUGAUCUGCACAAUGGUCCUCUGCCAUCGAAAUGAAACCAUGUUAAGUGAGUUGAAGGUGGCGUGUCAGAAGACGGAACACGUGCUGAGGCUCACCUUGAAGGAACCGUCUGCUCUGCUUGGGGGUGGGUGCACUGAGACGCACUUAGCUGCUUACAUCAGAAACAAGAGCAUGAGUAAAAUGACUGAGACGGCCUCACUGUUGGGAUGCUCACAGACCGACUACAUUCUUGGCGUGGAAGCGUUUUGCAGCUCUUUAACAUCUGUGGCCGAGGCUCUGGAACACGAUGGUGGAGAUUCUUUUAUCGAUCUGACUCACGCUCACCGCUGGACUCGGCCUGCUGAUGCGCCACAUGUACACUGGGAGGACAACUUGGGUACUUGCGCAUGUGGACUGGUGAAAAGCAGCCAGAGUCAGAAAUGGACCUUCCUGAACACUAAACAUCCCACGUUUUCUCCUGCACCUCUCACUCCAGAAGCCACUGUGCAGCCACAUGUACUGGACUCCUUCACAGCCAAGCUUAAUGCAUUACAGGUUGCCGUAGAAACAGCUAAUCUUGCUCUGGAUGUGCGAUAUAUAAUUCAGGAUACUAACUAGCAG
Molecule: messenger RNA, 1775 nt
Organism: Thalassophryne amazonica
Lineage: Eukaryota; Metazoa; Chordata; Actinopteri; Batrachoidiformes; Batrachoididae
Gene: mkks
Product: McKusick-Kaufman syndrome
Biological process (GO): developmental process; cilium assembly; intracellular transport
Cellular component (GO): kinociliary basal body; cytoplasm; nucleus
Molecular function (GO): ATP binding; ATP hydrolysis activity
Source: RefSeq, a predicted model, not a curated record